UAAAAAUGUAUUAGUAAAUACAAAUAUAACCAUAAGUGGUACAAAACUGUAGGAACAAAGAUUCAAAUAGGGACUUUGACUAAUUAAAAUAUAAUCAGUGAUAUCUUGAUUUACUAAUACGUCUAGUCAUAAACCAAUUUCAGAUAUCUGGAAUGCAAGUGUGAUGAAACCAAUUUUUAUGUUAAAACUGUCUGCCAUUAGCUGGGUGUAUGAGACAUCAUACAUCACCAAUGAUGUCACAUAUGCCUUUGAUAUAUGUCAUAUGUAUCAAAGACUUUGAUAUAUGUGAUAUGUAUCAAAGGCAUAUUCUGCCAGCAGAAUUUCCUGCAUUCUGCUAGCAUUCGUUUCGCUCUGACAUUUUGCUUUGUUUUUAAACGGCAAGAAAAAUUGCAACGUUUUUUUUAAGUUUUAGACAGCAAGAACAAUUUCGAAAUGUUUAAAUUUUUCAAGAGGACACGGAAAUCUGUCUCUACUGAUCUUGAAGAAAUACGCAAAAGGAAUAAUGAGGCAAUCCAAGAACUCUUGGAAAAGAACCGAAGGCUUGAAAAAAAAAGAGAUCUCCGAAAUCCCAAAAAAGUGAUGAAAGCUGAGAUGGAGUUGAGCAAAGAAUGUGAAAGACAGAUUAGGAAGUUGAAUCUGGAAGCUGACAAAUGGAAUGCAAAGGAAGAAAAACUGAUGUAUUUAGACAGAAGGAGGAAUGAACUUUUCCGGGCUUUGGAAAGGACGAAUGAACAAUUAAUUGAGAAACCUGUGUUAAAAUCUUACUUAAGUGGGGCUAAAGAACAGCAGAAAAGCCUCAAACUUCUUAACACUAGGUUAGCAAAUCAUGUUAACAUCUUGACAGACCAACUUUCAUAUCAAACUAAAGUAUUUGAUAAGUACACAAAGUCUGCAGACGGUAACAAAAAUUUGAUGAAGAUUCAAGAAAACUGCAUAACAGAGAUUAUGGACAAACUGGAAAUAUUCAAUUUGGCGGCUCUGAAUGACAAAACCAUGGCAAAAGAUGAAAACCUGGAUCAUUUAGACAAACAGAACAAUAGUCUUUUGCAAAAGCUCGAAAGUUUGAAACAACAACUAGUUGGUGUGCCUGUCAUGAGAUACCACUACAGGUGUGCAAAGAAAGAGUGCCAAAGACUCACACAACUGAACCCUAAGUUAGAAAAACUGGUUCAGGACCUGACAGACGAACUGUCAUAUCAAACUGCACUGGAACGUGAUUACAAAGAGGCAGACGAUCUGAUCAAAGAGCUGGAGGAAACCAAGCAAAAUUACCUAUACAAGAUAGAGGAUUUAAAAUCAAUGGUAAAACUUGGGAUCAAAUCAAAGAAAAAGGACAAAGACAACAUGGCAAAACGUUUAACUUCCCUUGUACUUAAACUCGAUGAUCUCAAGAAGGAAUUUGUUUCCUUCCAACUAGACAUUGAGAACAUUCUUGGAAACAUUCAGUCUUUUAAUGUUGUGAAUAUACAAGAUAGAAUUCGUCCAGCAGACGAUCAGAAGUUUACCGGACAGCAUUCUAACUUAGCAGGAGAAUGGAAACAAAUUUCUUUGGACUCAAUAUUAUCUGAUGGGGAAUGUGUGCCUCCUACUCGAGAAAACCAGGGACAAAAUUAUUUUUUAGAGUCAGAGGAUGAGGCAAGUGAUAAGGAGUUGGAAGACAGCUCUUUAGAAGAAACGACAACUGAAGAUGACUUAGUAGGUUUAAACAACACAACUGUGAAAGAGUCAGAUUCUCAAGACCGCCAAAGGCUAAGAAAAAACGAGAAACAAGUUGAUACUUCAGAGUCAGAGGACGAGACAAGUGACGAAGAGUCAGAAGACAGUACUUUGGAAGACACAACGUCUGAAGAUGACUUAACAGAAUCGUACAGCACAGCUAUAAAUGAGUCAUUUCCUCAAGCCCUCCAAAGGGAGAGAGAAAACAAGAAACAAGAGAAGAUUUCAGAGUCGGAAGAUGAAACAAGUGAUGAAGAGUUAGAAGACACAACAUCUGAAGAUGACUCAACAGAUUUAUGCAACACACCUGUGAAAGAGUCAGACCCUCAAGACCUCCAAGGGCUGAGAGGAAACAAGAAACAAGAUUUUUCAGAGUCAGUGGACAAAGCAAGUGAUAAAGAGUUACAAGACAGGACAACGGAAAACACAAUGUCUGAAGAUAACUUAACAGAAUCAUACAAUGCAACUGCGAAAGACUCAGACCCUCAAAACCUGCAAGGGCAGAGAGAAAAUGAGAAGCAAUUAGAUUUUUCAGAGUCAGUGGACAAAACAUGCGAUAAAGACUUUGAAGAUAGAACUCUGGAAAACACAACAUCUCAAGAUAAUUCAAUAGAUUCACGCAACCCAACUGUGAAAGAGUCAGACCCUCAAGACCUCCAAGGGCUGAGAGAAAACGGGAAACAAGAUUUUUCAGAGUCAGAGGACAAGAUGUGGUUCCAAAGUCCUAUAAAAGAUAAGACUUUGGAAAACACAUUUGAAGAUAACUUAACAAAUUCAUACAACACAGCUGUGAAAAAGUCAGAUUGUCCAGACCUUUCAACCCUGAGAGGAAAUGAGAAACAGGAGGAUUUUUCAGAGUCAGUUGACAAGAUACAUGAUAAAGAGUUAGAAGACAGGACUUUGGAAGACACAAGAUUUGAAGAUGACUUAACAGACUCACACAACACAACUGUUAAAGAGUCAGACUCUCCAGACCUCCAAAGGCUGGAAAAGAAAGGGAAACAGGAGAACUUCGCAAAGGCAGAGGACAAGACAAGUGACAAAGAGAUAGAGGAAAGUCCUUUGGAAGACAUGACAUUUGAAGACAACUUAACAGAUUCACAAGACACAAGUUUGAAAGAAUCAGACUGUUUAGACUCCCAAAGGCUAAGAGACAAGCAUCAAGAAUCCACUUCAGAAGAGGACAACACAUGUGAAGACCGAGACCAUUCAGAACUGUGAUACGACAGAGACAGACAGGUGGAGGGGAGCGCAUGUAAAAACUAGAACCAAGCCAGGGAAAACAAUCUGGAGAAAGACUGGAUCUUGAGGUAUGUUGUUGAUGAUGAUGUAUUUCACAGGUCUCCCUCUUAAAUUAAACAUAUGAGUCUCAAAAUAUUUCCCUGUAUUGUGACUGCACAUUAUUUUUAGCAGUAUGUCAUUCAAUGCUUCUUGCAUAGUAAUUACCACAGCAGCAUCCAUGCAUAUAUGUGGGUUUUCUCCAGGUACUCUGGUUUGCCUACAUAAUCCAAAAAUAUUGAUACCAUAUUUCCUAUGGUGUCAAAUAGAACACAUUACACUCAAAAUAAAGCGUACAUUAUAAAUAACACUUGUACAUCACUAUCAGUUAAAGGAGAUAUUAAAUAAAUAAGGACACAUUAAGCAACAUUAUAAAAUUUUGAUGUACACAUAUCAAAACUAUACGAAGAGGAAUGUAGGACCACUGAAAAAAAAUCUGACUUUAAUCUCAGAAUUCUGAGGAAAAAGUCAGAAUUAAGAUUAAAGUCAGAAUUCAUAUUUUUUUCAGUGGCCUUAAUCCUCUUCUGUAAAAAUAAGAACUGUUGAGGAAAUGACAACAAAUGAAUGACGUAUACAGAACACUUAUUUGAACAAAUGAGUUCACCCAGGUAUACUUUGAAUUGAUGGCGUAAACUGGCGCUGUUCCAGUAACAUGGUCCAGGGCUCUGUUUCUGGUCUGUAUCCUUUCUGCAUUAUUUUUUUUUUUGACUACUUGAGUUCUCUGUAGAUGAUUCCUCUUGCUCAUGUAGAGAAAAGAAAACUUUCUAAACUUCAUAUUUCAAUGAUGACAUCAGUUCCUCAUAACAUCAACUUAAGUGGCAGUUGCAGUUUGAAAGUAAAAAUGGGCUUUCACGUUUUCUUGGCUGUGCUAAGUUUUUCUAGUUCCACUCUGUAAAUUAAAAAUGAUAAAUAAUAGAGCAGUCUCUUUC
Messenger RNA from Poecilia latipinna (sailfin molly), 3923 nucleotides. RefSeq names its product myb-like protein X. The transcript has a single exon. The coding region runs from base 433 to 2937 and encodes 834 amino acids. NCBI's taxonomy places the organism in Eukaryota, Metazoa, Chordata, Actinopteri, Cyprinodontiformes, Poeciliidae. The record is from RefSeq and is a predicted model, not a curated record.